AUGACCUCCCUAGUCGCCCCACACGCACCAGUCACUCGGCUCCCGGAUAUCAACACCAAGCCGCGUCCCAGCAGUCUCCCCGCCUCGCCGUCUAACACCUUCCGCCCCCCGCGGCACCAUCAGCCCGACAGCCGCCCCGGCAGCCAGCUCCUCGCAGUCCGCCAGAACGUCAGUCUCAAUGGGGCCGUCUCCUCGCCAGCCUUCAUCGCGGGCGCCACCGUCGCCGGACCCCUGACGGCGUCGCACAUCCGCGCCAGCGUCACGAACACCGCCGUCACCGCCGCCGCCCUGUUCGCCAUCUCCGCGGGGCAGACUCUCACCGCCGCCGGGAUUGCAUACACAGCGACUGGGAACGGGACCAUUGCGCCGCCAGGCAUUGGGCCCGCCGCCGCCGCUGCCGCGGCGGCGGCGCUUGCUGCUGGGAGCAGCGGUAGCGGCGGUCGCGGUGGUACGCCGGCGUCGACGGUGGCGGCGGCGGCUCCGCCGCCGCCGGGCUCCGCCACCGCCACCGCCGUCGGCAGCCUCGGUAGUUUGCCCUUGCCGCCAAGCGUCCGAGGUGCCAGCAAUGGCGGCGAUGGCGCUGGCAUGGUUUCGCUCGAGGACGAGUUUGGCGGCGCGGCCAGCGGUGGGGGCGGCGGCGGCGGCGGAAGCGCGUCCGCUGCGGCGUUGCUACCGUCGGAAACAAAACUGAUCGAGGACGAGCGGCUCCGAAACCGCCUGGUCAGCUUGCCCAAUAUUGUGUGCCGGAGCGCCAAUGGAGAUGUAUUCCUCGUUGAUUUAGGCAGCGGCGGCGAAGAUGCCGCCGCCACCGCCGCCAGCGGCGGCGCCCUCAACCGCGCCGCAUCCAUCGCGCCGGGGCGCAACCGCAACGGCGCCGCUGCUGUGGCGGCGGUGACGGCGUUGCAGCGCGGCGCGAUAGGCGCCGUUACGAUGGUGGAGCGUGACCCUUUAAUGGAAGCUGAGCUGGAACGGCACCUCGCCGCCACGGACGAGAUUGUACAGCAGCGGCGGCAGCAGCUUGAGGACGAGUGGCGGCGACGCCGCAUCGUCGCCGCCAACCCAGCGGCGGCGGCCAAGGAGAUGGAGGAGGCGCGCCGUACCGCCGCCAUCGAAUUUGCCGUACAGCAGUUCGUACCGCGGCGGCUGGCGCUCAUGGCACUCAACAUGCCGCCGGUGGAGGGCGGCGACGGGGGGGCUGGCGGCGACGGAACGGAGCGCGGCGCGGUGGAACACGGCGACGGCGAGGGCGGCGGCGGUUCCGGAGCGACUGGAGCACACUCAGCCGGCGUUACUCCGAAGACGUCGCUGUCCGGAGAGGCGCCGCAGUUGUCGACGCCGCCGCCGCGCCAUUUUGGCGCGGAUUUCAAGGUUCCCAUUCAGAACCUCCACUGGAAGCAGCUACAGGCUGGGAUUGAACGGCUGUACGACAGGAUGCCGUUCCUUACAAAUUGGGUUUCAACCAUUAGGAAGCUUCAUCGGGACGAGACCGGUGGCGGUUGGGACGGCCUCAUUCACGGGGUGGACGAGCUGUACGUCAAAGGACGAGAGGAGCACCAAGGGACAAACAUUUACGUCCUCAAGUGCCACGAGUUGGGUGUAACUCCAAGCACGCAGGUCAUCCAGCAGCUAUCCUCCUCCGAAGCCAACAUGUCGCACUGCCACUUGGGGCGCCAGGGGGCGGCUGCGCUGAGGCACGCGCUGUCGGCCAACGUAACCAUCACGCAUCUUAACCUACAAGACAACCAUCUAGAUGCGACGGGCUUGGAGAGCAUUUUGGCGGGGUUGUACAGCGGUACGAUGGCCAAGCAACCGCGGGCGAGGAAGCUUCUAGAGAAGAGGAUUCAAACGGCCGCCAAUACCUUGGGCGCAGCCGUGAACGGCAACGGCGGCGGCGGCGGUGGCGGCGCUGCUCCGCCGGGCAGCCCUUCCGCCGCCGGCGGCGGCGGCGGCGGCGGUCCUUCCGCCACCGCCGCCGCUGCGACGGCGGCGCUGCGCCUCUCCGCGCCCUUCGCCUCGCCGCCGCGACGCAGCAUCCCCGGCGACCUCAAGGAGCAAGAGCAGCGGCGGCUGGCCGAGGAGGACAUGCAGCGGCAGGAGGAGGAGGCGCGGCGGGCCCGCGGUGAGGCCGCUAGGACGGCGUCAGCUCUCGACUCCGUUGGAGAUGCGCCCGAGUGGCUGCGACUCAUCACCCAGGCAACCGCUAGCAACGUCAACCGCGGUCGGGGGGGAAAUAAACCCAAGUCCGGGGGGGCAGGUGGCAUGGGGGGUAUUGGUGGCGGCAAUGUGCCCGGUCAGAGCGUCACGCCGGGCAGAUUGACGUGCGCCAUAACCUCCCUAGACUUGUCGAAUAAUCCGUUGGGAAUCAACGGUGUACGAGCGCUGGCGGAUUUAUUGGAUCCAACGAUCACGCCGUACCAG
Volvox carteri f. nagariensis is the source of this 2418-nucleotide messenger RNA. RefSeq lists its product as uncharacterized. The record is from RefSeq and is a predicted model, not a curated record. Gene Ontology annotation, cellular component: nucleus; perinuclear region of cytoplasm; cytosol. The annotation marks the transcript as partial. Gene Ontology annotation, molecular function: small GTPase binding; GTPase activator activity. The transcript is spliced from 11 exons. Gene Ontology annotation, biological process: activation of GTPase activity; nucleocytoplasmic transport. NCBI's taxonomy places the organism in Eukaryota, Viridiplantae, Chlorophyta, Chlorophyceae, Chlamydomonadales, Volvocaceae.